This is a messenger RNA of Eimeria mitis, 2373 nucleotides long. RefSeq names its product KH domain-containing protein, putative. Gene Ontology annotation, molecular function: RNA binding. NCBI's taxonomy places the organism in Eukaryota, Apicomplexa, Conoidasida, Eucoccidiorida, Eimeriidae. The record is from RefSeq and is a predicted model, not a curated record. The coding region runs from base 1 to 2373 and encodes 790 amino acids. The transcript is spliced from 7 exons.
AUGGGGUCGGGGGAGGUCUCGUCAUCUGGGGGCCGCUCCAGCGGCUCCCACUCAAAGGACAAACACUCAAGCAGCAGCAGCAGCAGCAGCAGCAGCAGCAGUUCAAAGAAGCACAAGUCCAGUGGCCACAGCAGCAGCAGUUCGGGUAGCCGAUCUACCAACAGCAGCAGCAAGGCCGCAAACGCGGAACGCGACAGCAGCAGCAAGCAUAAAAGCAGCAGUCACAGCAGCAGCAACCACGGCAGCAGCAGCCACGGCAGCAGCAGCCACAGCAGCAGUAGCCACAGCAGCAGCAGCCACAGCAGCAGCAAUCAUGGCAGCAGCAGCCACAGCAGCAGCAACCACGGCAGCAGCAGAGGUAGCCGAUCUACCAACAGCAGCAGCAAGGCCGCAAACGCGGAGCGCGACAGCAGCAGCAAGCAUAAAAGCAGCAGUCACAGCAGCAGCAACCACGGCAGCAGCAGCCACGGGAGCAGCAGCCACAGCAGCAGUAGCCACAGUAGCAGCAGCCACAGCAGCAGCAAUCAUGGCAGCAGCAGCCACAGCAGCAGCAACCACGGCAGCAGCAGCAGCAGCGGCCACAGGAGCAAGGGCAAGGAGGAGCGGAAGCCGUCGAGCAGCAAGACGAAGCCGGAGGGAGAUUCGUCUCGUGCAGAAUCCAAGAGUCAGAGUGCAUCAAAGGACAGCAAGAGCAGCAGCAGCAGCAGCAGCAGCAGCAGCAGCAGCAAACACUCAAAGGAAGGGAAGCGAGGGCGCAGCAGCCGCAGCCGUAGCGGCAGGCGUGCAGAAACCAAGAGUCAGAGUGCAUCAAAGGACAGCAAGAGCAGCAGCAGCAGCAGCAGCAGUAGCAGCAGCAGCAGCAAACACUCAAAGGAAGGGAAGCGAGGGCGCAGCAGCCGCAGCCGUAGCGGCAGUCGCAACGCCAGCGGGAGCGGCAGCAACGAGAAGAAGAGGAAGAGGGAGAGGAGUCCUUCUUACCAGCCUCCUCCUGUUGUGAACACCACCGACCCCACCAAGAAUACCCUGGGUGACCCUCUGCCCCCUGACCUAGAGGGGCCUUGUUACUUGAAGCUGUUGCCUCAGCCUCGUGACGGUCAGCUAGACCCGUUGCUGCAGAUGCUGCAAAAGGCAUUGCAACAAAUUUCAGAACCAGGAAAGCAUCGUGAUAGCGGCAGGAGCUGCAGUAUAACAUUCAUUGCUCCUCACUCUGUGUGUCAGCUUACACCCCCGAAUUCAGAUCAACCAAUUCGGAAACUAAGAAAGAUAGGGGCUGCUCGUCUUGUUAUUAGCGAUAGAAAAGAUAUGAAAAAACAGGGAGGACGCGAGAGGCUGCUGACGCUGCAGGGGAGUCUAGCGGAUGUUCAGGCUGCUGCGAGUGACUUGGCGCGUCUGCUGCAGCAGAUAGAAGACCUACGAGACCAUACAAACCUGAAAUAUGAUAGUUGUAUGCCGAAGGCUGAGCCAGAGGAAAAGGAGGAGAGGCUUGAAGAUCUAUUGGGGCAAGAUGUUGAUGAAUCAACGAUGCAGGCUCUCGCUAGUAUUCUGAUUCCCCCGAAAGAAGAACCUGUGAAAGCUGCUCAACUUCUGGGGUCGAAUGGCAGUAUUAUAACACAAUUUGAAGCAGAAUAUGCAGUGCAGGCAAAGGUAGCUCCGCCUGAACCUCCUCCUUGUACAGAAAGAAUUGUUGUCAUCAGCGGGCAGCCACAAGAUACAGACAGAGCUUUAUUAGCAGUGCUAGAAAAGGUGUAUGCAGCUUGUCUUAUGUAUGAUUACCUUGAGCAGCAACAAGAAACACAACAACAAAACGCACAACUCGACUCAAAUAUCGUCGGAGCUGUCCUUGAAGGUGUGCUUUCUGUAUCUAAUAAAGUAGGAGGAGGCGCCACAGAUGUUGCCGUCAAACGCCUAGAAGGAAUGAAACAGGCGGCAGCGCAGGGGCCGCUGGGCCCCAUGGGGCAGCACCAGAGCGGGAACAUUCCGAACUACGAUGCUCCUGUAUCUUUUGUGACGGCAUCGAACCCUGUACUUACACCCGAAGCAUCAAAGAGUUUUGCUUUAGCACAGAGAGCAGCACAAGCCCUAGGCAACGAUCCGCGUGUACGGAUGCCAUCACCACCGCGUGCUGCUGAUGAGUGGGAGCAGCAGCAGCGCGAGAUUCAACAGUAUGAGCAGCAAAGGCUCGCAGGCCAUGUUGAAAUAUACAGCAGCAGCGGAUCUGCACCACCACCACCAGCCUCUAGACCCCCAGGACAAACAGACCCUGCUGCUGCUGCUGCUGCUGUUGGCAUUCGUCCCCCGCCUCCACCGAAUGAUGGAAUGGAUGCAGACGACGGCGAUCCGCUGCUCGAGGGGCUGAUGAAUGAGGCGUUCUGA